Molecule: messenger RNA, 1083 nt
Organism: Pseudonaja textilis
Lineage: Eukaryota; Metazoa; Chordata; Lepidosauria; Squamata; Elapidae
Source: RefSeq, a predicted model, not a curated record
AGAAUCCCUAGGUCCAUUUAUAGAAGCUUGCAAUCCACAGCAAACAACAGUUGCAAUGAAAUAUAUAGUAGCAUCUAUCUAUUUGCUGGUCUGCAUUUUGAGCCUGUUGGGCAACUCCUUGGUGAUUAUGGUGGUGAGCUACAGUAAAGAAAACCAUUCUGUUACUGAUGUUUAUCUCCUGAACCUGGCUAUUGCCGACCUCCUCUUUGCAGUCACUUUGCCCAUCUGGGCUGUGGAUCGAGCUCAUGAGUGGAUCUUUGGCACUUUCAUGUGCAAAAUUGCCUCAGUCCUGAAGGAAAUCAACUUCUACAGUGGUGUCCUCCUGUUGGCCUUUAUCAGUUUUGAUCGUUAUUUGGCCAUAGUUUAUGCGACUCGGGCAGCCACUCAGAAGAGACACUGGGUCAAAUUUGUCUGCAUCGGCAUCUGGCUCUUUGCAUUCCUAUUUUCGCUUCCUGUGAUCCGCUUCCGAGAAGCUUUUCUAAAUUCAAAUCCCCCUCACACAGUUUGUUAUGAGAACAUUGGUGGGAAUCAAACAACAAAAUGGAGGGUAGUGUUGAGAAUUUUACCUCAGGUGUUUGGUUUUCUCCUCCCCUUGAUUAUCAUGAUCAUUUGCUAUGGAAUAACAGUGCACAGACUCUACCAGAUGAAGAACAAGCAAAAGAAGAAGGCAAUGAAAGUAAUCUUGGCCGUAGUGCUGGUCUUUGUGAUCUGUUGGCUGCCUUACAACAUCGCCCUGCUUUUUGAUACUUUGUUGAGGAUUGACAUCAUUACGGACACUUGCUCAGUUCGACAAAGAGUUGAUGAUGCUUUGUCAGGUACUGAGAUUUUGGGCGUUGCUCACAGCUGUAUCAACCCCAUCAUAUACGCCUUUAUAGGACAGAAAUUCCGGAACAACUUCCUCAAGAUCUUGGUCUCACGAGGUAUCAUCAGCAAAGAGAUCCUGAUACGAUAUAGGAGGGGAUCCAGCUUAUCAACUUCCUCUGGUAACACUUCAACUACCCUGUAAUAAACUUGCCCCCCUGAAGAAAAGGCAACUGAAAAAAUUCUGUGGCUGCAUAACCUGGCAUUUUCCGUGAUGAUACA